Messenger RNA from Perca flavescens (yellow perch), 1002 nucleotides. It is a transcript of the gene lrrc18a, whose product is annotated as leucine rich repeat containing 18a. The transcript has 4 exons. Gene Ontology annotation, molecular function: protein binding. The annotation marks the transcript as partial. Gene Ontology annotation, cellular component: cytoplasm. NCBI's taxonomy places the organism in Eukaryota, Metazoa, Chordata, Actinopteri, Perciformes, Percidae. The record is from RefSeq and is a predicted model, not a curated record.
CAGAGUUCUGAAGCAGCAGAGUGGAGUAACAUGGUAAUAAAGUCCUGGCGCCAAGCACCCAGUUGCUAAGUAACGGUAUUAAACAAGAGGAGCCUUGACUUUAGGUAAGCUAGAGAAAUGUUAUACAAAAGGGGCAUUACUGAUCUUUCCUCUUGACUUCGCCGCCACAUAGAGAGGAUUACCAGGGUGAGAGGCGUCGGGUUGAAUGGCCGGUUCACAGGAGCUAAAGCUGUUGGUGUGUUUCUAAAACUGAAGACAAUCUCAUUACUCGAUUAACAAAAACUCAGAAAAAAAGAAGAUAAAAUAUGUACCAUGCCCAAAGGGAAGGGAGCCAAAGGGACAAAGCUGACCCUCAAGAUAGCCAAAAAGGCAAUACGGAUGACCCCAGAUGGACGGCGCAGACUCACCCUUAGCAACAUGGGUAUAACCAUCUUCCCAAAGUGUCUCCUAAAACUCACCAACCUGGACGAGUUGGACCUCAGCCGAAACCUGAUACAGAAACUCCCAGAUAACAUUGGGAACUUCUCGUCACUGAGAUGGCUGGAUCUACACAGCAACAAGCUGGAGUCUGUGCCCGAGUCCAUCGGCAACCUGGUGGGACUGACCCACCUCAACCUCUCAAACAACCGCCUAAUCUCAGCAGGUUUACCCUCCACAUUGGGCUUGCUCAGCAGCCUGAAGACUCUCUAUCUGGGGAUGAACCAGCUGGACACCCUGCCUCCCACUAUGAUGGCUUUAGAUAGUCUCCAAGAGUUAGGUCUGUUUGAUAACCUCUUCAUCAAUCCACCAGAGUUUGUGAAAGUCCUAUGCAACCUCACGAAGGUGAACAUGAAACGGAAUCCUCUAUCGUAUGUUCAGGGGGGUGGUGAGGGGAGGCAGAAGAAAAAAUCUGAACCAGAGGAAAAUGUGUACUUGGUCCAUGAGAGCAGCCUGUGUAGGACAUGCCUUAAGAGGUGUAAAGAGCAAAGGACAGGGGUUCCUAAAGGAGGAGGAGGAGGAGGA